UCUUCUGUCUCGUCACAUGUGUUUCUGUGCUGUCAAAUAGACAACACGUACAAAGUGCUGCUUUGGCAAAUUAGAAAUCGCUUUACUCAGUGGACAAGUCAUGCCUGAAGACGUGAGUGUUGUAGUGGUGGGUUCUUGUAUGACCGACUUAGUAAGUCAGGCACCUCGACUUCCCAAGGCUGGAGAGACGAUACACGGACACAAGUUCUUUAUCGGUUUUGGUGGUAAAGGGGCCAAUCAGUGUGUCCAAGCUGCACGAAUGGGGGCCAAGACUGCCAUGGUGUGCAAGGUCGGCAGAGACGUUUUUGGGAACGACUACAUUCAAAACUUCAAAAAUAAUGGCAUAUCGACUGCCUAUGCAGAACAGACUGAAAAUGCUGCAACUGGAGCUGCCUCUAUCAUUGUAAAUGACACAGGGGAGAAUGCCAUAGUGAUUGUCGCUGGUGCUAAUAUGCUUCUGGGGCAAGAGGAGCUACAGCGGGCACAGUCUGUCAUCGUAAAUGCCAAGGUGCUCAUUUGCCAGCUUGAGAUCAACCCAGAUGCAUCACUGCAGGCCUUGAGAAUGGCCAAAGAGAACCACGUGAAGACCAUUUUUAAUCCAGCUCCUGCUAUUGCAGACCUGCAUUCUGAUUUCUACAAAGCAUCUGAUGUUUUCUGCUGCAAUGAGACUGAGGCAGAGCUGUUGACGGGUCUGUCUGUUAUCUCAGUGGAGGAUGCCAGUCGAGUAGGCCUGGAGCUGCUAAGCAAAGGUUGUGGUUCAGUCAUUGUCACCUUGGGGUCACAGGGCUGUGUGGUGUGUCAGUCCACAAACACGGCCCCUAAACACAUUCCCACCACUGCGGUCACUGCUGCGGAUACCACGGGAGCAGGCGACAGCUUCAUUGGUGCUCUGGCUUUCUACAUGGGCCAUUAUCCCACAAUGCCGCUGGAAGAGAUGGCCAGGAGAGCCAACCUCGUCGCAGCAGUGUCUGUACAAACUGUCGGCACACAAACAUCUUUUCCAUUUCAGAAGGAUCUGCCAACUGAACUAUUCUGAAGGUGACGCCAAGGUUUCAUCACCACCGUUAAUCUGUGCACAGUGUCCACAGAAUUAUUGUUUGUAUAAUAAACAAUACCAAGUACUGGAGAGUUCUUGAUAAUGUAAUUUCCUAGCAUUAUUCAUUUGUUAAUGAUUAUAUCAUUAUAUGAUAUGUAACAUGUUUAAAUCUCUGAAAAUUAAAGUCACAUUUAUUUGUAGAGCACUUUCCACAAUUCACUGUUAAGAGAUUUACAUACUGGUCAGUUUUGUUCAAAGCAAGAGUAAGCAAUUCUCAAAGGGCAGUAGUAAAAAUACUCAGGCAUAUACUGGGAGAAAGUUAAGGAAUUUAAAUAAUGUUGUAUUUAUGAGUAAAUUCAGAAUUACUAUAAUGUGAUGGUGUUCCUUACUGUGGUUGAAAGUUUCAUGAUAAAGAUUUUGGUUGAAAACGACAAACCAUGUCAAUAUACAUAAAGUACAAACAGCACAGCUGGUUUUUGUAUAUUUGAAUUGCUGUUAUUUUUGUGGUAACAAUUAUGUACACAGAUCUCAUUUUUUUCUACAAAAUAAAUUUUGCUGGCUAAUUAUCCCAACAAAUCCA
Ctenopharyngodon idella (grass carp) is the source of this 1616-nucleotide messenger RNA. It is a transcript of the gene rbks, whose product is annotated as ribokinase. The transcript has 9 exons. Gene Ontology annotation, biological process: D-ribose metabolic process. The record is from RefSeq and is a predicted model, not a curated record. Lineage: Eukaryota; Metazoa; Chordata; Actinopteri; Cypriniformes; Xenocyprididae. Gene Ontology annotation, molecular function: ribokinase activity. Bases 101 to 1036 code for a protein of 311 amino acids.